AAGCUUGUCCAAAGUCACUCUUUGGUGUUGUCACAGUAAUUCAGUUUUGCUUUUGUCUUUGGUUCGAGAGUUGGUGUGAUAACUUUGAUUCACAGUUGAUUGGUGAAUAUGACAGAGUCGCCAGCAAUCAUCAAUUCGGAAUGCAACAACAAUGGAGCAGAGGAACAGGUGGCUGUUGAGUCCAGAAAUUUAAUGUUAACCUAUUUUGAUGAAGGUAAAACUACUACAGUUUUGGACAAGUUCAACAUUAAAAUACCAAAAGGUUGUGUCUAUGCACUUAUUGGUCCAUCUGGUAGCGGUAAGACAACUUACCUGCGAUCCCUUAUUGGUUUGAAGAUCCUUGACGCAGGUGAAACUCGACUCUUUGGCCUGACUUUGGGCCAUCCAUUGCUUGAUAUUCCUGGUUGUGGGUUGGGUUACAUGCCACAGGAUACGGCUUUAAAUGACAAUUUGACCAUUUCUGAGAUUAUCAACUAUUUUGGUGCUUUGUAUAGGAUUCCAAACAAAGAGUGUAAAGCCAAAGCAAAAGUGUUGUGUCAACGCUUAGGCCUUCCAGAAGAGUCUCGCUCCAUAGGUCAACUAAGUGGUGGACAAAAACGAAGAGUUUCAUUCAUCUGCACUCUUAUCCAUAAACCAAGGUUAAUGAUUCUCGAUGAGCCAACAGUUGGUUGCGAUCCAAUAGUUAUUGAAGUCAUGUGGCAGUGUAUCCUUGAAAUAGCUCGAUCCUUUGGAACUACAGUUAUUGUUACAACCCAUUAUCUGGAAGAGGCCAGGAAGACGGACAUGAUUGGCUUCAUGAGAAAAGGACAUUUACUCGCCCAAGGAAGUCCAGCCAAGAUUAUGAAUCUUUACAAGGUUUCAAGCAUUGAAAAGGCCUUUGCUAUAAUGGUUAAGCAAGAUAAAAUUAGAAGAAGCAUAACUCCUCCUAGUGGUACUUUAGGCACUAUUAAAGAAAAUAAAACAACACUGGAACCUUCAAAAUCACCUUUUUCAUCAAAUAACACUUUUAGAUUGAAAACUUACCUCCAGAUUUUCUUAGCUGUUUUACAUCGAGUCCUCUUAAUCUACAUAAAAAGUAAAACUUAUCUUAUCGCAACAACCCUUUUGACAUUGACUUUGAUCAGCCUAUCAGCUAUUUGCUUUGGUCCAACACCUCACAAUCUUGAUAUUGGUUUUAUCAACAAUGAGUCGCCAGUUGAAUAUAGUCAUUCAUUUAUCCAUUCAAUUAACACUCACAUAAUAAACUUGGUUGAAUACAACGAUACAGGUGAAGCUGAAGAUGAUAUGAAGGCUGGUAAGAUCCGUGCUUACUUGACAAUUUCACUAGAUUACACUGAAAAGAUGAUAUCAAAGUUGACAUUUAGCCAAGGAUCGAGCAAAAUCAAUGCUAGCCUUGCUUCAAGGCGGUUAGUAACUCUUUACCAGUUAAAAGCUGAUAUGCAUUCAGUGACAAUUGUACAUUAUCUCACCAAGGCUUUGAAUGCAUCUGCUUGGCGUAUUAGUCGUCAUGUCCUUCACCAUCCAAUGUUAGCUCAGUCGCCCAUCCUGAAUGUCGACCCGAUAGCUGAGCCUGAACUUGAAGAAGAUCAAUACAAUUCUCGCAAUUACUUCAUCCAAGUGUUCACGAUGCACUGGUCCUUCUUUGUCUUCCUUUAUCUGUCAAUUUCCACAUUUCAUGAUGAUAUAACUACUCCAUUGUAUGAACGAAGCAUAUCUGCUGGUUCAACACCAACCCAAUUCAUAUUGAGUCACCUUAUUUCUUCCCUUCUCCUACCUUCGCUCAUCAGUUUACCCGUCAUGAUUUGUAUUAUUGACAUUUUCCAUGCAACAGCUAAAGGUUCACUUUUUCUCACCUGGUUCAUCUAUUUGGUAAACAUUGUUUCAGCCAUUGUAACUGCCUUCUUGAUGGCGACCAUGAAACUUGAUAUGUUCAUUGUCCUUUGUUGUGCCUCUGCUUAUGAUUUUUUGUCCAUCUUUUGCGGUGCUGGUAAUAUUUCAGCAGACGCAUUGCCAUACUUUAUGAAGCCUUUAACAUGGGUAUUUCCAAAUAAGCACAAUAAUGAGGCAAUGAUUCGUGUCAUGGUCCAUGGCGAUGGAUUGGAAUCACCAUUGGUUUACAAAACUGUAAUUUAUAAUUUGAGUUACAUUCUUUUGAUUCUUUAUAUAUUGAGAUUGAUCCUUUCUUGAAAUGAAAUAAAUGAAAAUACAGUAAUGGGCA
Molecule: messenger RNA, 2218 nt
Organism: Tetranychus urticae (two-spotted spider mite)
Lineage: Eukaryota; Metazoa; Arthropoda; Arachnida; Trombidiformes; Tetranychidae
Product: ABC transporter G family member 23
Cellular component (GO): membrane
Molecular function (GO): ATP binding; ATP hydrolysis activity; ABC-type transporter activity
Source: RefSeq, a predicted model, not a curated record